UUGNUUGACUAGUUAGUCAUAUAACCCCAGACGUUAUUAGCCAACCAGCCCCGAACGAUCAUUUUGUCUUUAAUGCUCUAUCUUAACUUUAAAUUAAUUAUAUAUAAAAAAAUUACUGCUUCAAUAGUUUGUUUAAUAAACAAACUUUAAGAUAUUCUUUUAACAUUUAUCCUAUCGUAACUAUAUACAGCAUGAGAACAUAAAAUCUUCAAGAAAACAUAUUUACUUACGCAGCUAAUUUUUCGAUAAACGCUGAUAAUUCUGAAGUAACGUGCGAUCACGGCGUAGAAAACAAAUGAAUAGCAUAGUAGACGUGACUUGUUUCUACAGAAAAUUUUUCCGCGACAAAGCACAUAUAGGUGCAAUGUUAUUAACAAUUAGUCUACCUACCCCUAUAGGCAACUAGCCCCGGUCUCCCCUACUUUAAUACUGACUGAUAAGUUGUUGCAGUGCGCUUGCAUUCACUGAUAUGUAUUUGCUAUAUUAUCCUACGCGGAAAUAUUUCUCAUACGGGUUAGUUGUAGCCUCGCGUUCACAGUGCGUCGUCUUAUCGUCUACCGCAAUAGAGCCGUAAACAAAGUGUAUUUCUGACGGCCAAGGCUUGACGUCGUGCAGCGGCUAGCAAAACUUUGUUGAUCUAACCUAACAUCUCGAUCAACAAAGAACUUCAUAAUGCCGCCCACCAAAGGUGAAAUUUGGAACCAGUUUUUUACCAUAAACGAUGCUGCAGGCAAAGUUCAGCAUGUCAAGUGCAAAUGCUGUGGGAAGUAUACAUCACCGCACGCUAAUAGGAUGAAAAUCCACAUAACAAAACAGUGUCAGAAGUGUCCGGAAGAGAUUAAGGUUUUUUUUCAAAAAGAACAAGAAGAUGAAACCGACCACAAUCCAGAUAAUCCUACAGCACCUCAACUUCCCGUCACACUCCAGCAACCAGGUCCACCACUGAAAAAACAGAGGUCUAUUGUACAAUCCAUGGAUAUAAUAACAAAAGAUGAGAAGAUAAAGCUGGAUGGAUUGUUUGCAAAAGCCUUACUAUCCAAAGGGCUUCCUUUCAAUACAUUUGAAGGCCUACAUAUGGAGGCAGCUUUCCACGCACUUCAACCUGCGUACAAAAUGCCAUCUGCAAAAACUUUUGGUGGAAGCCUUCUUAACAACGAGCAUGAUAAUGUAAUGAAGGACACUAAAAACUACAUUGAAAAAGCUAAAGCUAUUACAAUUUGUUCAGAUGGGUAUACUAAUAUAAGGUUUAAUGGUACAAUGAAUUUUACUGUAUGUACUCCCAAACCAUUUUUUCUUAAAGCUGUUAAAGUUGAGCCUGGUCUUGAGAAAAAAGAUCAAAAGUUUGGGAAUCACUAUAUAAAUGUGAUAAAUAAAGUUGGGCCCAGCAAUGUAUUGCUUCUUUGUAAUGACAAUACCCCUGUAAUGAGGGCUGAGUUAGGGAAGUUUGUGCGUUCGAAAUUUCCUCAUAUUUAUACUAUUGGUUGUGGCUCUCAUAGCCUAAAUUUAUUAUUCAAAGACAUAAUAAGAAUUGAAGUUUUUAAAAGAGUCAUUGCUGCUGCUAAAACUAUUGUGAAAAUAAGGAAGCAAAGACAGUUAUAUGCAAUUUUUAAAUCCAAGCAAAAGUUGCAUUAUGGAAACAAAGCCACUAGUCUUAUUCAACCCUCCUCAACACGGCUUAGUGAGGCAUUUUUUCUGUUACAAUCCCUCCAAAAGAACAAAGUGGCUUUGGAGGAAACAGUUUUGACUGAUGUUGUGGCAGUUCCAGCUGAAAUUAGAAACACAGUGUUGGACAAUGAGAAAUCUGGUUUUUGGGCAGUUGUCUCUUUUUUGAUUGAUUAUAUUCAACCAAUAGUUGAAGGCACACAUUUUAUUGAGGCUGAUAAUGCUAGACUAUCCUUCAUGGUGGCUAUUUGCAUGAAUAUUAAGAGUAAGGUGGGAAAUGUUAAGACAGAAGACUCACCUGUGCCUAUUGCUGACUACCUCAAAAUUAAAAAGGCUGUAAAAUAUAGAAUUAAGAAAUUUUGUAUUGAAGAUAUUCAUUUGGCAUGUUAUUUUAUAGACCCUCAGUUUGCGGAGAAUAAAUUAUCUGAUAGGCAGUUCUGUCUUGCUCUAAAAGUUAUCUGUGACAUAGCUAAGUACCUGAACCUAAAUACAGAGAAGGUUACUGAAAAUAUGCUAAAUUUUAAAACCAAGGCUAAAUUUUACUCUGAUGAAAUAAUUUGGAAAUCAGUAAAUACCUCGAAUCCAAUUAUCUGGUGGGAUGCUUUUUGUGCAAACCAGCCGCUUCAUCCAGUUGCAGUUCGUUUGUUGAGUCUAGUGCCUUCUGCUACAAGUUGUGAGCGCAUUUGGUCUGAAUAUGACCAUGUUCACUCAAAGAAAAGAAAUCGUUUAAAAAACAAGAAAGUUGAAAAGCUAGUUGUCGUAAAACAUAACUUGAACUUAGUUUGUGGGACUGCUUCUGGAGACAAAAAAAAAGCUGAACUAAGUGCAAAACGCACAGCAAAGUAUCCGAAGUACAAAUGUAUUUUACUUGAUGAUAGUGAUGACGAAAGUGAUGAAGUUGAUCUCAGUGAGGGUGAGAGUGACCCUUUGUGGACAAGUGAUGAGGAACUUGAAACCUCAUCAGAUGAGAACUGUGAAGAUGAGAAAUAAUUGAAAUAAUUGAUUGAGAAUGUGCUGAUCUCGUACUAUAGCUGUUUAUGAAUAAUUUAUACAUACUUUUUCUUUUGUUUUGUUUCUAUGUUUAUUUUAUCAUAAAGCAUUCUGUUGUUCUCUUUCCAAUGUAGAAAAAGAUUGUUUUGUUCAACAGUUUAAGAUUUGUUUAAAUGCUUGCUAAGGCAUUUUGAAAUGUAUCUUGAUAUAUUUUAUUUUUUUAUCUCUAGUCUAAAAUAAAUAUCAA
Messenger RNA from Pseudomyrmex gracilis, 2899 nucleotides. RefSeq lists its product as uncharacterized. NCBI's taxonomy places the organism in Eukaryota, Metazoa, Arthropoda, Insecta, Hymenoptera, Formicidae. The transcript is spliced from 3 exons. Gene Ontology annotation, molecular function: protein dimerization activity. The record is from RefSeq and is a predicted model, not a curated record. The coding region runs from base 673 to 2652 and encodes 659 amino acids.